AUGUCCCAAAACAUUGCCAUCAAGUCGGCCCUCCAAAGCAAGGUUCCCGCCUUUGGGUUUUGGCUCACAUUUGCAGAGGAAAAAGUGAUCAUGUUUGACGCGCCUAACAGUAUUCCGAGCACUGCUGUUGCGAAAACAAUUCUUCGUGGAGACUCCGGGGCUUCUGUGCCCUUCACAUGGACACUGGUUGACGCCGAACACGGAUUGAUUUCUGAUGUGCACUACUAUGAUGUAAGUCGGGCGCUGAGGGCUUUCGUUGCACACCCACCCACAGCCACGGUGGGUAUCUUCAUGCCUGCGGCCUAA
Messenger RNA from Colletotrichum chrysophilum, 306 nucleotides. RefSeq lists its product as uncharacterized. The record is from RefSeq and is a predicted model, not a curated record. The transcript has 2 exons. The coding region runs from base 1 to 306 and encodes 101 amino acids. NCBI's taxonomy places the organism in Eukaryota, Fungi, Ascomycota, Sordariomycetes, Glomerellales, Glomerellaceae.